AUGAUAAGCUUGAGAAGACUUGGAGACUUUAACCAAGUCGUUUCCAAGCUACCUCGAGGUAUCCCUUUCUCUAAGGUUUGUUCAGUUUACCAUAUUGACCGUUUCUUUCUUGAGAGUUGUGAAACAAGAAGAGAAAUGAAGGAAUUGUAUGAGGAAGCCCUACACCACUUGAAACCUUUCAAUACUCUUCGAAAGAUAGAGAGUCCGGGAAGAUUCUUUGUGACUUGUUCUAUACAAGGUGUUAAAUUCAAGGACGUCCUAUGCGAUUCCGGAUCAUCCAUCAACAUUAUGACAAAGGAGACGUCGAAGAAGCUUCGAAUCAAGGAGCUACAACCUUCGGAUGUGCGAAUCGGGCUUGUAGACUCGUCUUUCACGGUUUCCGAAGGAAUAGUCCGCAUUGUUUAUGUUCUAGAAAAGAAGGCCCGGCCCCGCCAAACCUUGGCCGGAGCCCCGCCUAUUUGCACCAUCACUUGGCCGGAGUCCGCCUGGCAGUGCCAGCCAUUGACUGGAGUCUUCCGGGCCGGAGCUUUCCAAUGCGCCCCGACCACUAGCCGGAGCCCGCCGGACUGUGCCACGCGUUCGCCGGACUUGCCCUACCUAGCGGCCCUGGCAACACCUUGCCCGCCGGUCCGGCCGAAUGCGAACUCAACCGGCCAAGACUCGGUCAACUACGGCCAACACGUUUUUGUUUCAAGGAAGAUGGGAAUGGAGAUUAAUAUCAUGGAAUUCAACCAUACUAAAUCGUGUAAGGCCGCUGUUAAGCAAGGAGAGAGAUCAUCCGGAACACUUACAGGGUCGCAAGGAACGGGCAACCUUGAACACUACGCCCGGACCGUCCCCCAGAAGCUUAACCUUGCAGAAAUUUCUGUUGGAUCCGACCAGAUAUGUGCAAAAACGUCAGAGAGAAAGGAACAACACAGUUUCCCGCCACAAAGACAGAAGAAGGAAGCAAAAGAAGAGAUUGCAACAAGCGGCCUAAGAGUUUAUUCUCCCUUGAAACCAAUUCAAAGGUGCCAAGAAGGUUUUAAGAAUUUUGAAGCUAAAAGUAUCAAAAGACGAUCAUUCCAGUGCUUCGGAAGUUUAGCAUCUGGCCAAGGUCUUCCCAAUCUCGGCAUGAGGAUAUCUCGGUGUCAUUUGAAAGCUAAAAGAGUCAAGAUUAACGUCGAAGUCUAA
Messenger RNA from Arabidopsis thaliana (thale cress), 1173 nucleotides. Its product is annotated as aspartyl protease gag-polyprotein. The transcript is spliced from 6 exons. The coding region runs from base 1 to 1173 and encodes 390 amino acids. NCBI's taxonomy places the organism in Eukaryota, Viridiplantae, Streptophyta, Magnoliopsida, Brassicales, Brassicaceae. The record is from RefSeq and is marked reviewed.